AUUGCCUUUAAGGAAUUGUUAGUGAGAGUGUUACUUUCAGCAGCUCAUUGAAAUAUCUUAAAAAGAGUAUAAAGAGUAUUUGCAAGUUGCUCGUCUGUCCUCAAGUCAAAGUGCUUAUCGUCGGUGAAUCUGACGUAGUAUUUCAUCAUCGUUUACGAGGGAUUUUUUGUUACAACCGUGUAGAUAUUAUACAAUUAUUAUAAACCAACUAGACAUGGCAGCUCUGAGAACUCGAGGACUGUUGCAGCAACUCACAAAUGGCACACAAUUAAAGUUUACCAAGCGUCUUGCAUCAAGUUCAGUGAGCUCGCUAAAGACGCUUACCAAACAUUACGAUGAGAUAAAAAUCCCUGUACCUUGGGGCUUUGUGGCUGGCAAGUGGUAUGGACCAAAGCAUGUACGGCCGAUUGUGGGCAUGCAUGGCUGGCAGGAUAAUGCUGGUACAUUUGACACGCUUGCGCCGCUAUUGCCACCACAUUUGUCGUUUCUCAGCAUAGAUGCGCCAGGGCAUGGACUAUCCACAUGGCUGCCGGAUGCUGUGGUGUACCAUUCAAUAGAUUAUGUGCAGCUGCUGUUGCGUAUUAUGGAGGCAUACAAUUGGAGUAAAAUAUCUGUGAUUGGUCACUCUAUGAGCUCUAUAAACGGCUUUGUCUUUGGUUCGCUGUUUCCGGAAAAACUUGACAUGUUUAUUGGUCUUGAUGUACUAAAACCGCCCGUACGAAAUCCAAAACAAGUUGUGAAUACGCUCUCUGAGCGUCUAGCAAAUGGCAUGAAGAUAGAGCGCAGACUGCGUAGUGGCUCUGAGCCGCCAGCCUAUGAAUGGGAUCAGUUGGUAGAGCGCCUGCAUGAAGGCACCAACAAAUCCGUGGACAUGGAGGCCUGCAAAUAUUUGCUGCAACGCAAUUGCAAGCCUUCUACCCAUGAGCCACAUAAAUUCUACUUCUCUCGUGAUAUUCGUCUUAAAGCCUCUAUGAUCUAUACCCUUUCGCUUGACAUCGUGCUGGAGAUGGCCACACGCAUAAAGGCACCACAUUUAUUUAUUAAAGCGCUGCAGGCACCCUACUAUGAGGAUAAGAAAUACUACGAUGCCACACUGGAGGUAUUACGAAAGAAUCCAUUAUUCGAAUACUACGAAGUUGAGGGAACACAUCAUGUGCAUCUGAAUGAACCCGAAAAGGUGGCACACAUUAUAAACUCGUUUAUAAAUAAGUAUAGACCCGUGUAAGACGAUGUUUAAAAAGUUAAUAUGUACAAAUAAUGAUAUUUAACGAUAUUUUGUUGAAUAUUUUUCCCUUCCCUUAA
Drosophila busckii is the source of this 1302-nucleotide messenger RNA. RefSeq names its product probable serine hydrolase. Bases 215 to 1225 code for a protein of 336 amino acids. Lineage: Eukaryota; Metazoa; Arthropoda; Insecta; Diptera; Drosophilidae. The transcript is spliced from 2 exons. The record is from RefSeq and is a predicted model, not a curated record.